Leguminivora glycinivorella is the source of this 2301-nucleotide messenger RNA. Its product is annotated as intraflagellar transport protein 74 homolog. Gene Ontology annotation, molecular function: beta-tubulin binding. Bases 22 to 1839 code for a protein of 605 amino acids. Lineage: Eukaryota; Metazoa; Arthropoda; Insecta; Lepidoptera; Tortricidae. Gene Ontology annotation, cellular component: cilium; centrosome; intraciliary transport particle B. The record is from RefSeq and is a predicted model, not a curated record. Gene Ontology annotation, biological process: intraciliary transport involved in cilium assembly; cilium assembly. The transcript has 10 exons.
UGGCUAAUAGUUUUGGUCAAUAUGGAUUUUUCUGACAGUAGUGGAGUGGACAGCGCGGUGCGGAGAGAACGACCGGUGUCCAGAAGGGGAUUUCGAGAAUAUAGUAAUAGUAAUUCUGCUGUGUCCAGAAGCGGCAGUAUGCGGCCCGCUUCAGCAUACCGCGGCGGUACCGCCUCACGGCUGUCAACAGCUGGUCUCGGCCCAGCCCCGCCGACAGCUGCUAGACAAUCGACCGCCAUGACUGGCUUUUCUAUGAUCGACCGGCCAAUAACCCAGCAAGGCAUCUCUGGUCUCCGCACUGGCACGGCCCGUGGCUUCCGAACCCGUCAACUCCAAGACAAGCGUUAUUGGGAAGAGCUGAUGCAAGUCAAAGUGAGGGAGAUGAAGGCUGAGAUAGCGAGACUGAGCGAGCAAGCUGACGCUGGCGAGAGGGAGAAGUCAGCGAAGAAGCAUUAUGAGAAGCGGGUGAAGGAUUUGGCACAGGAACUAACUGAUCUCCAAGGACGUCUCUCAGACUACAACACAGCCAUCCGUAUAGCCAAUGGUGAAGCUUCAAAGCAUUCCGUGGAAGAACAGACCAGGGAGCUAGAACUUAGCAAUAAGAAACUGCAAGAGGAGGUGGAACAGGUGUUUCUUGAGAAACAGAGGAAGGAGAAUCAGCUGCGGCAGCUGAGGGAACAGAUGGAGAAGGAGCAAUCAACUAUAUCAAAAUUACUAUCAGAAAUGACCCCCGAACAGAAGGGUCAGUACAAUGAGCUGGAAACCACAGCUGCAGGUUUGAGAGAAGAAGUAGAACAGUCCAGGACUCAGAUUGAUCUGUUGACUAAAGAAAAGGAUCAGUUUAGCAAGGAGAUUUCGGGAUCACAGAUAAAACUACAUUUGCUUGAGCUGUAUCGACGUUUAGCAACUGCAGAAGAGAAGCGAGACAAUCUAAAGAAUGAGAUGAACAAUCGCUUGGACCCACAAGAGGAAAGAGAAAAACUUUUGCAACAGGUGAGAGAAGAUAACGCAUCGAUCCAGUCUCUUGACAGCAACGCUGCUAGCCUGAAAGAACAGAUACGAAAGGUUCAAGAACUGAUCGAGGAGGCGGAACAGGACUUAGAGGAAGGUAACUCUGAGCGUCAUCAAAAAUACAGAGAACUCAAAAAACGAGAGGAAACCAUGGACAAUUUCAUGUCUACCUACGAAGAAAACCUCAAAAAAGAACAAGACCGCAUCGAACAGUUGGAAAAAGAUAUUGUUUUCGCCCUAGAACAUAGCAGUUCUAAUAUUGACCUGGAUCUGAGUGAGCUGGACUCUUUGAAGCAGAAGGAGGGGUAUACCUCGGCGUAUGAUGAGGGGAAGAGAUCGAUGGAGACUUUGAUGAAGGACUAUGAGAGGUUCCAGACUAAUUUGAAAAAGGCUGAAUCCACCCGUGAACGCCUAGCCACCGAGCUUCAAACCUUACCAGAGAAAACUCAAGCCAUGCAGGAAGAACUCGUCACCUUAUCAGACUUGGAGAGGCUUCGGGACGAAGGCGAGGAACAAAAGAAAGCGCUGGAGACUGAAAUACAGGUGUUGAAGGAGAAGUUAGCGCCGACUGAAAGCGCGGUGACGGAGGCUGCUAGUAAACUGAAGAAAUUGCAGCAAAGCCUCGACGGCAACGAAAUGUACGCCAAACUGAACAAGCUAGAAGACCAACUAGCUCAACUAGAAGACCGGAAGACUGUUCUAGAAGAAGACAUUGCUUCUAUAACGAUGAAGGGAGACUAUGAGCCUAUAAAGAAGAAGGCUUUGGAUGAACUGGCCGAGUUGAAUAGGAAGAUCAUUGAGGAUUUGAACUCUGGGAAAUCUUAUUAGUUUUGACCGACCAAUCCAUACCACAGUAUAAUAAAGAGUACUAUCGUACAGUAUGGCCACUCCCGCUCCCCGCUGAAAGUGCCGCCCACCCCCUCUCGGUUACCACACAUUUACUGCCUGUCAAAACCGCAAACACCUGACCUGUCAUAUCUCACUCAUACAAGCAUUGUACGCGUUCACCUACAUGAGCUUAGAAGCGCCUCUUUCAUAUAUUGGUCACCAGUGUUCGAGGUGUGUCCAUACUAAUAUUAUAAACGGGGUGUUUGUGUCUGUUUGUUUGUCCGUCUUUGACGGCAAAAUGGAGCGACGAAUUGUCUUGAUCAUGUCGAGAAUGAGAGUGAGCGGUCUAUCGCUCGGCUACGAACUAUAACUCGCUCACGUUUUAUCUGCAACUAUUCAUGCUUACUGUACAUUUUUGUAGUUUUAACUACUUACAAUAACAAUAUUUAAUUAUAAGGGUGA